Messenger RNA from Emiliania huxleyi CCMP1516, 464 nucleotides. RefSeq lists its product as hypothetical. The transcript has a single exon. The record is from RefSeq and is a predicted model, not a curated record. Bases 90 to 275 code for a protein of 61 amino acids. NCBI's taxonomy places the organism in Eukaryota, Haptophyta, Isochrysidales, Noelaerhabdaceae.
GCGCCUCAAGGAAACGUUAUUGGAAGGGGCGGUAAAAAGACGGGCGCGGACUACCGGGGUAGACUCCCGCGGCUAGACCUCCUCCGGGCAUGGCUUCGCGCACCGACGUCGUCCACGCAAGCGGCGACGACGGUUCGCAGCCCACGCUUCCGGCGCCUCCUCGCGUCGCCGGCCCGGCCCUCAAGCUCCGCACCGAGGACGAGGUCGUGUUUGCGGAGCUCCUCUCGAAGAGGGCGAGGUGCAGCAGCCGCCCGCCCACCCUGCGCUGCGCCUGAAAGCGGCCCGACCGAAGCUUGGACACGCAAGCGUGACCGGUGGCGCUGCUGCUCGAGAGGUGCAGGCGCAGCCCCUCCGUCGCGCAGCCCCUCCGUCAGUGUCGACGGCGGCGGCGGCGGAGCGAGGCUCACCCACGAGGAGGCGGCCGAGGCGGCCCACCCGUCGCCGAUGCCGAGGCGAGGAGGGGC